This is a messenger RNA of Eriocheir sinensis (Chinese mitten crab), 1991 nucleotides long. RefSeq names its product probable ATP-dependent RNA helicase DDX28 (gene Dbp21E2). Lineage: Eukaryota; Metazoa; Arthropoda; Malacostraca; Decapoda; Varunidae. The record is from RefSeq and is a predicted model, not a curated record. The transcript has 13 exons. Gene Ontology annotation, molecular function: RNA helicase activity; nucleic acid binding; ATP binding. Bases 157 to 1806 code for a protein of 549 amino acids.
AAAGGCUGAAAACAACACUGAAGAAGAAGACGGGAGAGAGGAGCACGUUUAUCACACAAGUAUAGAUAAAACAAAGUAUGGAGAGUGUGACCGAGUGAGAAAGACAUAUUUAAUACUUCGUUGGAGGAGAAGAGCAAGAAAAAAACAGGCCACAACAUGAGUCAUCACAGGAUCCCAAUGUUGGCUCUUCACAGCUCACAUUUUCAGCUUUUUUACAUGCUACAGACACGAUGCAUGUCACAAGCCCAGUUUCCAGUGAUCACGAUACCUGUGGCAUUGCAAGAGAGGCGGAAAAGGGAAAAACUGAAAGAGAAUAAGAAUAAGAGAGCCCUUCAGAUUCAUCAGUCCAGAAAGGGGAAUCAUAAUAUUCCAAUAAUAAGUUGCCGAAGGAAGGAACUGAACCAUUACUUGGGACAGUCAUACAACAAAUUUGCUGAGGUUCCGCUGGCCUCCAACGGUUGGCUCCAUAAGAAGGCAGCAGGUGACUUCUUCACUAUCAAUGGCCAUGGUCCAAAUCCAGCUUUUGCAGACUGUGAUAAUGAGGAUGAAGACUUCACCUCACUUGGACUGGAGAAGAAUCUUGUUGCUCAGUUAAACAAAAUGGGGUUUGAGAGGCCAACUAAUAUACAAUCUCUGGCAAUACCACAUGUUCUGGAUGGAAAAAACACACUCAUUACUGCAGAGACAGGUAAUGGGAAAACUCUGGCAUUCAUCGCUCCAAUGUUGCAGCAAAUAGCAGAGAAAAAGAAAGUGCAGUCUGAGCUACCAAUGAAUUCCCCAAGAGGUCUUGUCAUGGUGCCUGGCAAAGAGCUGGCAGCACAGAUUCAUGGUGUUGCAUCACAAGUAGGAGAGGGUUUAGGAAUUAAAGUGAAGCUGCUCACUGGGGGAGGGACCAAGAAAAAGAUGCUCACUCCACCCAUGUCCCAGCAGGAUCUGCUAGUGGCAAGCUUUGGUGCUAUGUCAAAGUUAACUACAGUUGGGGUGUAUGACAUGAGCUUCCUGACCCACAUCACUUUGGACGAAGCCGACACACUGCUUGACGACUCCUUCAACGAGGAGGUCACUCGCUUCAUCACCAAACAGCCAAUACAAGGUUCAGGAGAUGACGAGCAGCCAGAAGUCUUGUCAGGGGCACAACUCACCCUGGUGGCUGCAACGACACCUACGAGCCUUGCCAAGAUCCUGGACCCCAUAGUAAAUCUUGAUUCACUGGUGCAUCUUUCCACACCUCACCUGAACCGUUCCAUGCCCCAUGUCCAUCAGCGCUUCCUGCGGGUCAACAGCAAGACCAGAACGGAGAAGCUUCUAAGUAUUGUGAAGAAGGAUGUAAAGAGAGGAAGCCCUGUGAUCAUAUUCAGCAACAAGAGCAGCACUUGUGACUGGAUUUCCAUGCUCCUCAAUGAGAAUGGUGUGCGCUGCAUGAACCUGAAUGGUGCCACGUCCUCGUUCCUCAGGGAAAAGCACUACAAGGCCUUCACUGCUGGUGAAGUGAAGGUGCUGUCCUGCACUGAUCUCAUCUCUCGUGGUCUUGAUACAUACAAGGUGCCGCAUGUGAUCAACUUUGACUUUCCAAGUUAUGUCGCUGAUUACAUCCAUCGGUGUGGGCGCACAGGGCGGGUCGGUGGCGCCUCUUCCUCUGUUGUCACCAACCUGGUCCACCAGCCAUGGGAAGUAGAGUUGGUCAAAAAGAUUGAGUAUGCAGUCAGGAAGGGAGAGGAAUUCCACAAUGUGAAUGCCAAUAUUAAAAGGAUAAUUACAGCAAGAAUUCAAAGAGAGGAGGAACAGAUGUUGAAAAGCAUAGUAUAGAUCCCAAACAUGUAACUCAUGGAGGAAGAAUAUCCCUAGGUAGGCCACCAGGUAAAAAUAAAUGAUAUAUACAUGUACAGCAUCACUUAGUUUCUCAGCUAUAUCUAUCUAUCUAUCUAUCUAUCUAUCUAUCUAUCUAUAUCUAUAUCUAUCUAUCUAUCUAUCUAUCUAUCUAUCUAUCUAUC